This is a messenger RNA of Serpula lacrymans var. lacrymans S7.9, 1418 nucleotides long. RefSeq lists its product as uncharacterized. The transcript is spliced from 8 exons. NCBI's taxonomy places the organism in Eukaryota, Fungi, Basidiomycota, Agaricomycetes, Boletales, Serpulaceae. The record is from RefSeq and is a predicted model, not a curated record. Gene Ontology annotation, molecular function: GTPase activity. The coding region runs from base 31 to 1143 and encodes 370 amino acids.
GUAUCACUUCAAACUUUACAAUUAACAGUCAUGAGUACAGCUCCAAGUUCAAGCUCAUCUGGGAUCAAGAGAAAACCGAGUGUUAUUAUCACCAUCGGAAUGGCUGGUGCAGGGAAGUCAACUUUUGUUCAGCGCAUCAACUCUUAUCUGCACUCUCUCGAUCCACCAAGCCCUCCCUACAUCCUCAAUCUUGACCCUGCUGUGACUCAAGUGCCUUACGAAGCCAACAUUGACAUCAGAGACACUGUCAACUAUCAAGAAGUUAUGAAGCAGUAUAAUCUGGGACCCAACGGCGGAAUCUUAACAGCUCUCAAUCUAUUCACUACGAAGUUCGAUCAAGUUCUGGGGAUUGUGGAGAAACGCGCGGACACAGUCGAUCACAUCAUUCUUGAUACACCUGGACAAAUUGAAAUCUUCACAUGGUCUGCCUCUGGAGCUAUUAUCACGGAUGCGAUAGCUUCGUCCCUCCCUACAGUCGUGGCCUACAUCGUCGAUACCCCUCGAAGCUCCGCACCGGCGACUUUCAUGUCAAACAUGCUUUACGCAUGCAGUAUAAUGUACAAAACCAAACUCCCUUUCAUCCUUGUAUUUAACAAAACUGAUGUUCAACCACACGAUUUUGCGUUGGAAUGGAUGCAGGACUUUGAAGCGUUUCAAAGUGCCUUGGCUUCCCAUAGUGGAUCACACGACUCUGAAGGAGAGCCCACUUAUAUGAACAGCUUAAUGAAUAGUAUGAGUUUGGUUCUAGACGAGUUCUACAAGCACCUCAAGGCAGUGGGUGUUUCAAGUAUGACUGGUGACGGUGUAAAAGAAUUCUUCGAUGCCGUCGAGGAAUCACGAGAAGUAUAUGAGAAGGAAUACCUUCCGGAACUCGAGCGUUCUCGCGCUGCUCGCGAAAAAACUCUUCAGGAUGUUAAAGAUGACUCUAUGAGCCGGCUGAUGAAAGAUCUUGCUGUAGAUCGCGCGAAGAAUCCUGAUGCAGCAUUACACGAUCGAUGGGCUUCGGAUGAGGAAGACGACGACGACGACGCUGAAAUCAAUAUAAUAGACCGGAGCGAAGAGCCCUGGCCAGGACAGUACAUCGACAUGACACGAGCUCGACGACAGGACGGCGAGCAAAUCAAUUGGCCACGGCCAAGCUGAUCAAGAAAAUCGCAGGUAUGGCAGCAAAGAAAGAAGGGUAAGGACAGGAGUUGCGUCGAGUAAACAAAAAGUGUACAACCCAUAUAGCAUCUAAUCGGUGAAGAACCAUUUCCCGCAUCCACGCUAUGAUGGCCUUGAGUCAGCAGUUCAGUCGCUCAACACCACCAUGCAUGGGAAGUUGCUCUCUCUUUUGUUCGGCCUUGACGACCGAUUGACAGACAGCAGAUAUCAAGUAUCUGAUUCCUCCAUAUCUGCUCCAAGAUUGGUGUGUCAGU